Messenger RNA from Homalodisca vitripennis (glassy-winged sharpshooter), 5361 nucleotides. RefSeq lists its product as uncharacterized. Bases 312 to 3893 code for a protein of 1193 amino acids. NCBI's taxonomy places the organism in Eukaryota, Metazoa, Arthropoda, Insecta, Hemiptera, Cicadellidae. The transcript is spliced from 16 exons. The record is from RefSeq and is a predicted model, not a curated record. Gene Ontology annotation, molecular function: protein binding.
CGGCUUGUCGGCUCCAGAAAAUUUUCCCUGUGUUUGGUGUUUAUUGUGUUGGUGUUUCCAUGGUUGUGGUGGUUUAUUUGUUUGUGUACAAAAUUGUGCAUUUGGUUGUUGUGUCAAAUUUUGAAGACUGAGUUAUCACUGAAGUUUCUAAAUACGGUAAUUAGAGUAAAACAUUGAAAUGCCGGACCAUAUCGAUAUUUGAAACUACAGAAAUUAUUCACCAGGUACAAUUUUAUUAGUCUAGGGUUGUGGUGGUGUAAGUGUAGGUGACUGUACCAAUUUGUUCUUACAGCGGCAUCAAUAAACCACAUAUGAUUAGAGUUAAAAUGGAGGAGGAUGAAGAAACAACCUCACCCAAGAAACAACGCCGUAAACGGAAAUUAAGAAAAGACUUCAGUCCUGAACCAUCCCCUCCUGACAGUGAAGAAGGAUCUGAAGAAGGUGAAGAGAAAAAACGAAGGCGAGGACGAAGAAAGAAGAAAAAAGAAUCACCACCAGAGCCUGAAAAAGAGUUAACAGAUCUACAGCAGAUUUAUAAGAUUGUAGAACAUCUGGUAGCAUCAUCAGGAGCUGCUGCGUUCCUUGAACGUCCAGAUGACUCCAUGUUUGGAAUGUCGGACUAUUACGAGAUUGUCACCAAACCGAUGUGGCUGAAAGAAGUGGAACGUAAAUAUGAGGCAGAGGAGUACACAACGGCAACGGAAGUAGCUGCUGACGUGAGACUCAUGCUGGAGAACUGCUACCAUUACUGGGGUCCCUGUGAUACUCUCUCCAAGCGAGCACUCAAGCUGGAACAGGUCUUUGAGAACAGAAUAGCUGCACUGCCAGAAAAUGUUCAGAAACUGUGCUCUCUAGAGGCCACUCAUGGGGACAUCGUGAAAGAAGAACCAGAUGACUCCUCACCAAAAAAAUCCAACAGUAAAAAAGGUGGAUAUGUGUCCAAACUGCUCAACUGGGUGAUGUCAGGUAAGGGCCGCAGUGAUGACAAGCCAGCCAGUACACAGGAAACUCUGAAUAAGGCACGGAGAGCCGAGCGUGAGGCUGCCGAGAAGCAACUGGCUCAGUGGGAGAAUGACAAUCUACUCACUCCUAUUGUCAAGGACCAAAUUGCUUCCAUGUGGGAGUUUCCUGUGAUUGGCCAGUUUCUACACCUGGUGUACAACGUACUCAAUAUAGAUCCAAUCUCUCACCUGGAACUAGAGCGGAUGUUGCUUAUGCCUCAAGCCUCCAAUACACUUGCCACCCUCAUUACUUCCAUGCUCAUCCCACCCCUGUUUCGAGCCAAGUUAGAGGUUGGACCUGCCAUGCCGUACUCUGUCUGGACUGAACGGCUCAGUACCAAGGUCACCUCCUGGUAUCGGAACUAUCACAGCAAGGGUGACAGCACUGUCGAGGUAUUCGACAGUCUUGGGAUUGAGCCCCAGUUCUGGCUAGUGAUGGGUGAAGAGAACCCGCUGAAGGAUUAUCAGUUCCAUGAGUUGACGUUUCUGCAAAGGGUUUGGCUUCUCAAAGGCCUGUGUGACUUUCUCCUUCAUAACCAUAAGACGAUACAAGACUGCAUCAACAAUCUGGAGAUGGAGGAGUUAAGGGAACAGAAUUUGGGUAGGGACAAGGAGGGUUACAGCUACCACUACUUCCCCAUGUUCACUGAAGUGCGGAUAUACAAGAUGGCCAAAGUGCCUGAUACUAAGUGGAAGGAUUAUGGAGCCGGGGUGGAGGAGGCCAUCACUAUGUGUGCAGAGGAGGAGGACGAUGAAGAACAAGCUCAGGAGUCCAACUUGAUCGGGUUCUCCCGACGACCUCUACACAAGCCACCUCGCUCCAUGCGACCCUCCCACUCGGAUUUUCGCCUGGUCUGCCAAUCACUGGAGGAUGUGCGGUGUCUGGUGGAUCAGUUCUGUGAUGCCGACCCACUGCUUCUGAAGGGUGAAGGUGUCAAUGCUCCCUUGGUCAGUGGCCUGCAGAGCAUUGUUAGCCAGUUAGAAAGCCGGGAGAGCAAGAUGGAAUUGGCUGUCUUCAACGUGCGCAACAGGAUGAGAGACGAGUGGCAGCAACACAAAGCCAGAGGCCCUGAUUACGUGGAUCCUGGUGUGACGUACUGGGAACGUAAGGAGAAGGAGGAGAAGAGAGCGGUGGAGGAAAAGCCCCCUCCGGACCUGAGUAUUCCCGGAACAUCUUCUGACGGUCUGCUGAUUGACGAUGAGAAACGAGAGAGACGCUCUAGAAGGGAAUCUUCUUUGAAAAUGCUUGCCAGAGAAGAGAAUGGAGCAAUGGGUGAUGAGUCUGCUGAGGAAAGUCCUUUAGAUUUUGAUGAUGAUUCAGAAGAUGAAUGGUUUGCAACUAAAAAAGAUAAGGAAAACAAAAAGAAAAAAAGGUGUAUGUCUGCCAAAAAAAUGAAGAAGCUCGCCGACAUUACAGACAAAUUUCAACAUACAUCGAAGGAUAAAGAUGUAGACAAACUUAAUUUGAGUUCUUCGGGCAGUGGGUUCCAGAGUAGUACAAGCGUAAAAGUUGGCAAUAUUUCAAGUUCCAGCACGGAACAGCCUGUGAAAAUAAAACAAGAACUGCCUGAUCCUGAUGAUGCUGCUAGUCAGUUGAAAACAGUUUCAACUAAAACUCAAAAAUCAGUAGAGACCCCCAAAAUUUUUGUAAAAGACAACAAUAAAAUGAAGAAAACACCUCCUGUCAUCUGCAAGCAAGAGGUCAUUGAAGAAACUCAGCAUACUACUACCUCUACUACACCUCCUAACCAAAGUGUUAUUCAAACAUUAGUUCCUCCUGUGAAUGUGUCGAACGUGAAAUUGGAGAAGGCCUCAAAGCCUAACUCUAUCACCCCAGAUUUGUCCAGACUCAAACGUUCCAACUCUCCAGAUGCAGAUGUUGUGUAUAUCAGUGACUCAGAAGAUCCCCCAGAUAUCAAGCCCAACCCAGCAAUGUUAGCUCAGCAAAUGAAUACCAACAAAGAAGAGACAAUAAACUAUUCUAUGAGUGUACCUCAACAACCAAUGGGAAGUUAUUUGGUUCCAGGAGCUCCAACCAACCAAGGACAGUUUGUUCCUGUCAAUGUUUCGCCUGGAGAGCAAGUGUUUAAUCCUCAAUCACAAGUUUUUAAUGUGGCACAACAAUCAACACAACCGAUAACUUAUCAGAUGCCCGCUACCCCGACUUUGGUUCAGCAGAUCAGACCCAAUCCUACCAUUGUUCGACUACAAGCACCCAGACCGACUUUAGCUCCUAAUCAAAAGUUUUUAGUAAUUCAGGGAAACACGAAUAAUGUAAAUCAACCCAACCAAUUUAUAAAUAAGGGUCCUCGGGCACAAGGAAAUAGUUUUCCUACUACUCCAACUAUGCAGUCAGUCAACUGGUUCGGACCAAGAGGGUCACCACAGGCCAACGUUAAUUACUCCCCGAGACAGAGAGGCCAGUCUCUGGUCGUAGUCCAAGGCCAGUCUUCCAGAGGUCGUGGAUCUCCUAGAUCACCCAUAACGCCCACAAGAGGAACUCAAAGGUUCUCUGGAAGAACUCCCACUAACAUUCGAACUCCUCCCUCUCCUGUUCGGACUCCCAAUCAGGUGGGGGCAAGGACUCCAUCACCCAUGAGAGGUAGAGGAGGGCCUGUCACUCCCGGAGUAAGGGCGGGACCAGUUCGUAACCUCAACUUCAACCGAAGUCCAGUGAAACCGGUGAAUAAACCGGUGAAUGAUAUAGCACCGAGAAACAACUCACCAGACAUUGAAGGAACUCUGAUGGUGAGCUUGACAGACAGUGGUGGGUUUGGUUAUGUUGUGUUGCUCCCAGAUGGAGGAAAAAUCAGUCUUACACAUGAUCAAUUGGCAAAAAUAAGAUCAGAUAAUGGAGGAACUUUGCCGAAAGACUUGCAAAGUCCCUCUUAAUAUGCAAACUGAGGGAUUUAGAAUUGACUAAAGAACUUUUGUAAUAAUGUACAUAGUCUGUGUUAGAUUUUUGUAAUAUCUUUUUAUUGUGUACAUAUGAUAUGUAUGAAUCUAAAGUAUUCUUUUCUUUUAUUCCUAGUUGUUUAGUAAAUUAAGGCCACUUAAACAUUUUUACUGUAAGAUAAUAAUAAUAAUAUUUCUUAGUUUUAUAAUCAUGAUUUGUCUAUAAUUUGUAAAUUUGUACAUAUUUUAAUUCUUAGUGUUAUUGAAAUUAGGUAUUAUAAAAAUAAAAACACUCUGAUUUUAACACUAUGUGAGUGAUUGUUCUUUUUCUCUUCAAAUAAUUUAAUUCACACCACAAUGUCAUCAUGUAUGUUUUACUCAAUAAAUUAAUUAUUAAUAAUCACAAAUGAUGUGUGUAUGUGUGUGUGUUUGUAUACAUGUCAAAUGCUAAAACCUCACUUUUGUAUUCAUCAUUUUAUUUAUUAACCAACCUAUCAGUUCAUUACAUGUUUUGUAAGAAUAUCAGUAAAUUCAAAGUAAAACUAGUGGAUCUGACAAGCUUAAAACAAUUCAGCUCAUCUUUCUUCAUAAUUAUACAUAUGUGUAUUUUAAAAUCAAACACAGUUUACACUUUUGAUCAAAAUUAAUAAAUAAACUUCAUUACUGUGACCUAUCAUUGCACAUUGGCUAGGAUUUUAACUUACAUUUUUGUUUGUUCUUUCUUUAUUAUUGUUAUUAUUAUUAUUUUACUUUUUUAUUGUUUUGUUUUAUGUAACUAAGUUUAAUAUAGUUAGAGACUCAGAUGGGUGGACACGGUUCAUCAGCCUAAUCAAAGGACAUCAUACAUGGUUUGCAUUUGUUUUUAAGAUCAUGUUACAAAUAAAACAUGAUCCUAAUGAAUGUUUGUGAUAUUAUGAAAACUACUGAAAAGUGCACUGCUGCAGUGUAUAGAGUAUCAUUUAAGUGUAUAAAGAAUUUUUUAUAAAGAGAGUCUUGCAGAAAAGAAAUGUUUUUACCUUUAGUAUAUCAUUGGCACAAAUCUCUGUAAACUCUAUUUUACCUCCAUGCCUUUGAUACAGUUUCCCAUUAAAUAUAUUAGGAAUUAGUGAAACGCAAUAGUAUACUUUAAUAACAGUAACUGUAGCACAAACAUGGAAAUCCAAUAUCUCUUAUAUCGUCCUUCAUGAUUAUAAGAUCGCUUUAUCUUUCUUCCGGAGAUAAACAAAGGCUGCCGACACCUGUUGACUGUGUUGUUGACAGGACUUUCCACGCAUGCGCACACUCUCCCAACAACUCUGAUCAGCUGGAUCAGUCAUUUUGUCCUUUUACUCCCAUGAUUAAAUGUCAAUAUAGACCCAUUAUUUCUUUCAUUGUUUUAUUGGUUUCAUAAAUUAUCUGUGUGUUUAAUUUUUGAUGUUCAUAUAAAUAAGUUUUGAACCGAUUAAAUUUAUUUUAUUGCAUUGUA